AAGCAGAUUUUCCUUUCCAAAAUGACUCUCCAAGCUCUGAUUUUGUGUCUGGCUUGUGCUGGGUUUGGAAAGGCAAAUGUGGUUCCACAGGCUAAACAGAGAAAUGUGACGGUAGGCCACACUGUGACUCUCAGCUGUACCCUGACAGAACCCCAGGAUGUUCUGCAAGUGACAUGGCAAAAGAACUCUGAAAAAUUACACUAUGAUAAUAUAGCUACGUACAGUAUCACAAAAGGAUUAAAGAUUCAUGAGCCCUAUCAAGACCGAAUGAAUUUCACAAGUCUGGUACUCAAUGAGACAAGCAUCACUUUCUGGGACACUAGAAUGGAAGAUUCAGGUUGCUACACGUGCCUCUUCAAUGUUUUCCCUUUGGGCUCCUUCUCAGGACGUACCUGCCUGAAUGUCUUUGGUCUCAAUGGGUCGCUCCACUACAAAGUUUCCGAAGGUCGUUUGAUCGCCAUCUGUAAUGCUGUUGGCCUCCCAGAGCCCACCGUCACCUGGAGCAACUCGUUCAAUUCUACUCCUAAAGAGGAGACAGUCAAGCACAGCAAUGGGAUGGUGUCCAUCACCAGUAAACUGGAGAUCUACAACACUCAGAGCAUCGCUUCACAGGACUUGACCUGCAGAAUAAGCAAUGCAAAUGAAAAAAUAGAAUUGCCUGUGCAAAUGAAAGGAGAAGAGGGAUCUUCAUGGCUUUGGCUGGUGAUUAUUGUGGUGAUUUUAGUUGGCAUCAUAGUUCUGAUUCUGAUCACAUUGUGCUGGAGGAAGAGGAUGUGCAGGAGGAGUUGA
Molecule: messenger RNA, 789 nt
Organism: Balearica regulorum gibbericeps (East African grey crowned-crane)
Lineage: Eukaryota; Metazoa; Chordata; Aves; Gruiformes; Gruidae
Source: RefSeq, a predicted model, not a curated record